AUGGAGACAGCCACCUUACCCGUGACGAUUAUCUGCGGCCUUUUGGCUCUCUAUUUCUACAAGGCGAUCACUGACUAUGCUAAAUUGAGGCAUUUCCAGGGACCAUCAUGGACUGGCCUUUCAAAUUGGCCUCAUAGCAUGGCCAUCCUCGGGGGCAAGUGCCACGAGUGGUAUGCCGAAGUGUGGGCUCAUGUGAAUAACAAGCCUGGCUAUAAGCGCUCCGACUGGUACUACAAUGCUGCGCGAAUUGAGUACCGGCGGGACAACGUCUUCAGCCAGACUGACAACGCGAAACAUGAGCAACGUAGGAAGCAGAUGGCUCCCGGGUACUCGGGAAGAGAGAAUCUGCACCUCGAGAGCUCUGUGGAUGAGCGACUGAGAGAUUUUCUGAACCUCAUUCGGUCCAAAUAUCUUUCAUCUGAUAGCCAUAUCGUACCUAUGGACUUAGCAAAAAAGGUCCAGUAUUUCACGCUUGACGUGAUUAGUACCGUUGGCCUCGGUAAGGGGUUUGGUAUGCUGCAGAAUGACCACGACGUGGACAGCUAUCUUCAAUCAAGCGAAGAAGGACUCGCAAUUGGCAACACCGCUCUGGGUUUGGGUUUCAGCUGGGUUACCCAGGCGCCUGUAAUUGGCAGAUUCAUAGCACCCUCGCCCAAGGACACCAAUGGCUUCGGCAAAAUGAUGGCCGCAUGUUUUCGCAUCGUUGAUGAGCGCUCUGCAAAUUCUGCCGAUGAGCGAUCCGAUAUGUUGGCCUCCUUCAUGCGCCACGGCUUACAAGGUGACGAGCUGCGCACGGAGGCGCUGGAACAGAUAAUCGCAGGAUCCGAUACCACUGCGGGUGGCAUUCGUGGAACUCUUUUACACAUCAUAACAAAUCCUCGUGUCUAUAUCAAAUUGCAGCGAGAGAUCGAUGAUGCCGUGCGCCGGGGCAGUGCGCCGAGAAAGGAUGAAGGUAUUAUUACGGCCGCCCAGGCCAAAGGACUCCCGUAUCUUCAGGCCGUGAUAUCCGAGGGCCUGCGAGUUUGGCCGCCUGUUGCAAACAUCUUCCCACGCGACAUUCCGACCGGUGGUGACACUGUUGUCGUAAAUGGUGAGAGUGUAUAUCUACCCGAGGGCGUCUGCAUUGGGUAUUCAGCCUACGCUAUGCACCACAGCGAGGACAUAUAUGGCAAUGAUGCAAAGGUUUUUCGACCCGAAAGGUGGCUUGAAGCUGAUCCUGCAAAGAUGGCUGAAAUGGUUCGCACCAAUAACCUCAUAUUCGGCCAUGGUAAAUUCCAGUGCUUAGGGAAGCCGGUGGCCCAAAUUGAGCUUGGAAAAAUUGUUUUCGAGCUCUUGCGCAAUUUUGACCUGGCACUCAUAAGCCCAACACGGCCCUGGGUGGCACAGAAUUAUCUUGGGCUGUUUGCAGUCUCAGAUAUGUGGGUUCAAGUGACAAAGCGAAAACCUGGGCCCCUAUGA
Penicillium macrosclerotiorum is the source of this 1458-nucleotide messenger RNA. Its product is annotated as cytochrome P450. Gene Ontology annotation, molecular function: oxidoreductase activity, acting on paired donors, with incorporation or reduction of molecular oxygen; iron ion binding; heme binding. NCBI's taxonomy places the organism in Eukaryota, Fungi, Ascomycota, Eurotiomycetes, Eurotiales, Aspergillaceae. The record is from RefSeq and is a predicted model, not a curated record. The transcript is spliced from 4 exons. Bases 1 to 1458 code for a protein of 485 amino acids.